UCACCUUCAGUGGUGAGAAUUCCUGAAGUACGAUGGAUUAUGAUUUAUGAAAAAAUACAACAUGUUGAAGCGCCGGUGCAGCGUCGGAGAAAGGGCCGAUAAAAGUAAAAGUUCCGACCGACGGUAAGAAGUUAAAAACUUUGAACUCGACAUUUUACUUAACGGUCAUUCAAGGCGUAGUUUUUAUUUAAGCCGGUGCAAAAGAUGUAUGGACCACAUUGAUCACAUUGCUUCAGUGCCACACUAUAUAUGUUGUCUUUUGAUACUCAGUGCUAUUUUUCCACGUUAAAGUGGCUGUUUUCUGACAUACAGAUUUUUAUCCUACAGUCUAGCCACUCUAGUAUCUGUAUGGUAUCCUUUAAUACUAUACGAUUACAAUAUUUCAAAUUGUUAAAAAAAAAAUGUAUAGCUGAUAUAAAUGUUCCAUGAUAUGUUUUAGCUUGUAGAAACUUUAUACCAACUUUUGAGAUCGUUGGUUGUAGUCUUUAAUUAUGCUGCUGCAUGCUGAAACAUUCUUUGCCUGCUUUUCUUAUGUUGUUCGUUUAAUGUACAGUAGAACAUAAAAGUAUCAUAAUCUGCCUCCUAUGUCUAUUUUAACUUUGCCUGUUGCAAUUUGUGUCCUUUAACAAUCUAGCAGAUACAUAACUGUAAUGGAAAGACUGAUUUUUGAUGGUGUAAGGUAACCCUUGAAGGUGAUGCCCCCUGUGGUUUAUUCACACAAAAGAGUGUACUGCAUUAUUUCCUGAGGCAUUACAAAUAUUACUCAUCAGGUGUUUCCAUGCACAACUGAGCUUGUUUGCCACAGCAUUUAGCAGAGUGAUAAAAUAGGAAGUGUGUUUGCAAAUAUCCAGCAUACACUCAGCAUGUGGGUCACAGUACAGAGAUAAAAAGAAAAAAGAAAAAAAAAAAAGACUCACAAAACUCACCACAACCUCAGAUACUGACAUAAAAGCACAUUGAAUCUAUAUCGCACAUCUCCUCCUGGGUCAGCAUAGGGUUUUUUUUAAGUGCCUAACACUACCCUGCUAACAUAACUGUUAUUCUCUCAACUGCAUUGCUAGCACACUUUGUAAACACUUUUUUCUUCUUCUCCUGGGUGUUUUCCCUUGUCUUGUCUUUGUGUUUCCUCAAAAAAGGCAACCACUAAAGCUAAUCUCCUCUCGCCACUGUCUCAUCAGCACUUUCCACAAUGGAUGUAAGACACAAUAAACAAACAGGGGAAAACUGUACCAAUAACAAUGGUUGGUAUUACCCCUAUAUCUCUGUAUCCUCACAUAUAGACAGUGCACGUACUGUGCACAGUGAGGUAUCAUGUACAGUGGUAAUGUGUCACUGUAAGAUGUGGCGUCAUUGGGGCCAGAGUCCUUACAUUCUGUCAUCAGCUAGCACCAACCAGGGGAGUAUUCACUUUCACACAAGGACAGUGCACUACUCAGCUGCACUCCACGACUUGACUUGAUAGCGAAAUGAAAUUUAAAAAAAACACAGAAAUUUGAGGCUUUCCUUUAAAUGGAAAAGUGGCAAUGAGAGACAGAGGUGACAGAUUAUAGUUUGAUUAUCCCCUUUUUACAAAGAUGCUCUUCAGAUAUGAAUGCUUGAGGCAUGACGUAAACUGAGGGGAUGUGAAAAUCACUCCAAACUGUAGGACUGUGAAAAGAGAGAGGAGAGAAAGAGGGAAUGAGAUGAAAGAGAGAGACAAAUAAAAGAGAAGACUUGCUGACUGAAGAGGAGAGGGGAAAAAACUGUGCCAGAUUGCAUUUAGCCCCAAGUGUUGAAAAAAAUUGUAAGACAGUUUUUCAGGCACCAAAGUUACUGUAGUGAUGAAGAUGGAUUUUUAUCUUCAUGCUGAUGAAAUGAGGAGAUCCAUAUUUAUUAUGAGGAAAGAAUUUCGGCUCUUUUACAUUUACAAUUACUUUUCCUCUGUUAAUUAGAUUGACGGACAGUUGCUUUGUGCGCUGGGAGACUCCAUUCAGAGCGAAUAAAACCCGUGUCACAUUAUAGUGGGCAUAAGAAAAACAGGGGAGAAUAGUGAGAGGCACAAAAAUAAAUGAUUCAAGGCAUUUUUCAUUUACUGUGUAAUGGCAGUAUAACUUUUAUCAGUUUAUCCACCCACACAACAGCACUACUCAGCUCAGCCUAUACUCACCCUUCAGGUCAGCAGAAAAUUGCUUUUACCCUAGAAUAAUCUGUGUGAACCUAACCAUAUAUUCUGUUUUUUUAUAUUUCCCUAUUUACUUCUUUUCCACCAUUAUACACUCCUCCAGGUUUCUAAAGACUUCUUCAUACUCUCCCUAGGAUCUUUUUUCUCUUCUUCAAAUGUCACUGUUCUCAUCCCUCUCUGUGGCUCUUAGCUUGGGGGUCGUAAUCUUUCUUUCCAUGAAAUAACCAAUCCAUUACACCUCUAACUAUUUCUCCAUUCUCUUCAGCUAUUCUAUAUCUUCCUGUGCUGCCUCUGUUCAUACUCCUCUCCUCUCCUCUCCUCUGCUCUACUCUCCUCUCCCCUCCUCUCCUGUCAUGUCUGUAUCCAUGAGGAACCCACCCCAGCGCCGGCGCUCUCUGGGUCCUGUCUCCCCCAAACGCAUAUAUAGAAACCUGUCCGUCAGACUGAGGGGUGGAGAGUCAUCUGCUGCUGGGGAAAUGGACACAACCAAGCACCUCGGCAAGUCUGCAGAUACUUACAAGACCCUGUGGGAGGCAGUGGAAAAUGAGGACACUUUGGCUGUACAAAGCCUGUUGUCUAGAGACCACACUAGCUGUGGUGGAGGAGGAGGAGUAAGCAUGUGGGAGAGAGGAGAGAAGAAAGAAAAGGCCUGGGAGAGAGAUAGGGAGAAGGGAGUGAACAGGGUGAGCGAACAGGGCCUGGUCCCUCUGGAUGUGGCUGCCCUUACUCAUAAUUCCCCUCUGCUCCAUGUGUUGACAAAGGCAGGAGCCAGGCAUAACCCUGUUUUUUGCCAACCAACAGAGUGGGCACUUAAGCUGGAUGCUCUGGUAGCACUGGCAGGUAAACGGGUGGAGGAGAGGAAGAAAGAGUUAGUGAAGAAGACAGGGGCAGGGCCUCAGGCACAGUCUGACGUCCACAGACAUAUCCGCCUCUGGAGCCUCAGGCUGCAACUGUACUGCCGGAUGAGAGAGAACUUCCAAAACACAGAGCUCCCUGGCCCUCCUAGUCAUGUGUCCAUAGUGGUGACCAGCACAUCCUCUUUGUUUGUGGUGAUCAAGGAGCCAGAAGGACACACCAUGGGGCUCAUCACCUGCUACAGAGUGGAAUGGAGCGCCUCAGCCAGCUUCAAACGUAUCCUUGGCUCAGCACAAGUUAUAGAGACCAAGAAUCCCUCCUAUAGUAUCAAGGGACUCACAGCAGGAGUGCAUUACUUUGUAAGAGUGAGUGCCUACAAUGUGAAAGGAUGGGGCCCGCCUCAGUGCUCUAAUCCAGUCAGCGCUGCCCCCUCCAGUUGGAGAGAGUGCACUGGUGUGAAGUCACAGCUCAGAAACCAUGAGGGCCUAGUGAGGAAAGUGCUGGAAGAUGCCAGACAACCACAUUAUAGAGGAUACUGCAUAGAGAGCUCUAAGCCCCAAAGUCCCAGCAAGCGUCUGUCUGUGUCUCGAGGCAUCAAACAACUGUUCCAAUCCGCCACCAAGUUUGUUCGCCUCCUACAAAGGGGCAUGUACUUGGCAACUGUGUUCUACCACAAAGAAAACAUCCUGGUGACAGCUGAAGAUCAGAUCCCACUGGUGGAGAUCCAUUGCUGCUCUACCUCCAUCACUCAUGACUUCCUUUGGUUUGCCAAGUUGUCCUGUGCAUGGCAACAAGUGCCCUGGCUCCAGCAGGCCCUUUCCUCUGCACAUUCAUCUCCCUCCUCCCUCCUUCAGAACAGGCACAACAUUUUAAGAGCCGUUUCCCAGCUACAGUCUUCCUUGGGAACAGUGGACCUGGGCCAGGUGUACUAUGAACCUCUGAAAGACCGGCAGGGCAACGUACUACUGGUGACUCUGAAGGAGUUCCCAAACCCUCCCAGCCUUCCCGACCCUCCGCUCCACUGGAUGCCCCUGGCCCGCCUAGAAAAGAACCGCAGCAGAACCCCUCUCCUGCCUGAGCCCACUGCCAUGGACAUGCUCUAUGCCCAGCUAAAGGAGAAGCUGUCCUUCCACAGGCACAGCGCUCAGUGGGCCCAGCCAGGUCUGUACGUGGGCAUCCUGAAACUGUGCAGCUCAGUGGAACAGAUCAGGGUCCUGGUGCCUCAGAGGUUGCCCAAUCUACUCUGCCACACUCGGGUCCGACAUAAUGCCCAUGUGUCCAGAGAGGAGUGGGCAUGGCUCCAGAGUCAUGUUUACACCACAGCCAAUGGCAGUGCUCAGACCCUGUUGAGCGGUGAGGACGAGAGCUUGAUGGAGAGCAGUGGGCUGGUGGAGUUUGUCAUGUCUCUGAGAGCAGCAGUCACACAUCUCCUGGCAAAGCUCAACAUCCCCCUCUACAGGGCCUACCAGUAUGGUGUGUACACUCGUGAGCUGCUACAGUUUGGAGACAAGCUAUCCAUGCUACUGCUGCUGCCUCCCAGUGAGGACUUCAGCUCCAGUUACUGGCCUCUGGUGGGGACCAAGGAGCUUGGCCUCACCAUGCCCCUGCAGAUCUUUGAGCUAGUUCACUUCUGGAAGUAUGAACAGGAAUUCCUGUCCCAGUACUGCCAGGCAUGGGUGAAGCUGGAACUGGACACUAAUCUGGCCCAGCAGGCUCUGCGAGAGGCGCUGGACACCAAGGAGGUGCAGGAAGCCCGAGAGAGGCUGAACCACAUCACUGAGCUUUCCCAUCGUCUGGAUGUGGUGUGGAGGGAUGCCCGCUGGAUUAUGGACUGUCUACAGUGCGUUCGGUCCAAGCAGUGGGUGGGGGCGGUACCUUUGGGUCUGGUGAUGGGAGGAGACCCGCCACCACGUCCUGAUGGCGAGGAAGAGGAGGAAAGUUUGACUGCCAGGCUCACAUGGCCCAAUCAGACACAAGCACAGAGAGCCCUUACAGAGAGUUUAGGCAGUGUGACUCCACCAAACAUCGUCACUGCUGAUGUCUCCGCUCCAGCAGGAAUCAUGGUCAUCCCUGAAGAGGCUGCACUGGUGUUAAUGGAGGGCGUCGCGAAGGGAGGGUACCCUGUGGACAUCACCGCCCAAUCAGCUGUAGAAUUGACAAGCCUAGGCCCGUCUGAAUUAGGAAGUGCAAGCUCUUUAAUCGAAUCUGGACUAGAGCCUGCGGAUGUUACACAGUUGGAGGUAGGGUAUACAGUUUUGGACACACAGGAGUCCGACAGCAGGGAACAGGACUUUCCUUCCAGCAUCACUGAGGUAAUCCGACCAAUGGAGAUGGCAGAGUUGGCGGACAUCUUGCCCACACUGAGUCUUAUUGAGGAGGAGACCCCCAGUGGGCCACCCACACCAUCAGUAAUGGAUAUGCUGGAGAGCUUUGGACUGGGGAUUGGUGAAAACAACACCUUCUUUGAUUUCGGGGGGGAUUCAGACUUAAUCAGUGGAGCUGGGUGUCUCUCACAACCCAACUUGCGCUGUAAUACCAGCAACAGUGUGAGAGAGACACACAGUGAGAAUAUGGUGUUACGAGGACAAGAAAUGUCGGCAUCUCAUGCCAUGUUAAGCGCCACUGGUGGUGAUGUGGAUUUUGCUCCAGAGAACACAGAGUCUCAGCAGAUUCCCAGCAAGGGAGCGUGCUUUCCAGUGAGAAAUAAGGUGGAUUGGGACAGACCCUCCAACAGUUCAUCCUGAUAUCAACUCUGCUUUGAACUGUCCACAUGCAAAGUUAAUAUAAACAGUUGCAGGAGUAGAUACAACUUCAUCUAACGCAUCAUUGCAGCUGAUCUAAAAAUGCAUACGGAAAAUGAAAUGACCAUCAAAAGAUUAAUUUAUGUGGUUUGCACAUUUCUGGACCUGUAGCUGACCUUUUUUAAUGUUGAGUCCAGUAGAGCUUCUUGUGUGCAUAAAAAUUUGUUAUAGUACCAGUUUUUAUGAUUUGAAAAUCCAUCACUCACUACAGCACAAAGCAACAUUGCUGCUUGUCAGCUAGUAAACGAACUCACUAAAAGCAUACAGCUCAGUAAAAAAGCAAGUGUUUUCUUUAGAGUCUAUGAAAAGCUGUUAUACUGUGGUUCUCUUUGGUUUACCUCUGUGUAUAUUGGC
Messenger RNA from Xiphias gladius (swordfish), 6171 nucleotides. Its product is annotated as ankyrin repeat and fibronectin type-III domain-containing protein 1-like. Gene Ontology annotation, biological process: regulation of establishment of bipolar cell polarity; establishment of mitotic spindle orientation. Gene Ontology annotation, molecular function: protein binding. The transcript is spliced from 18 exons. Gene Ontology annotation, cellular component: spindle. The record is from RefSeq and is a predicted model, not a curated record. Bases 2515 to 5760 code for a protein of 1081 amino acids. NCBI's taxonomy places the organism in Eukaryota, Metazoa, Chordata, Actinopteri, Istiophoriformes, Xiphiidae.